Aspergillus saccharolyticus JOP 1030-1 is the source of this 1400-nucleotide messenger RNA. RefSeq lists its product as uncharacterized. Bases 56 to 1345 code for a protein of 429 amino acids. The record is from RefSeq and is a predicted model, not a curated record. NCBI's taxonomy places the organism in Eukaryota, Fungi, Ascomycota, Eurotiomycetes, Eurotiales, Aspergillaceae. The transcript has a single exon. Gene Ontology annotation, molecular function: nucleic acid binding.
GAGACUUCGAGUCUCUCUCCUCUCAUCAUAGACUCUGGUCACGGAGCUGUUCACAAUGCCAACCACCACAUCUACUAGUACCGCAGCCCCGUUCAAAUUGAAAUGCAUCUGCUGCAAGAAGACGCGCUUCAAAACCGUCGCUGCACUGCACGACCAUCAAAGAGCAUUGAACCACCAUCCUGUCGCGUGUCCAACCUGCCAGAAGCAGUUCUGCGAUCCCCACGCCGUGCAGCAGCAUCAACAAGCCCAUCAGAAGGCAUCCAAGACAGCAGCAGCAGCUUCCUCAGCUCCCGCUACAACAGACCCACAAACGACAGUUACAGUUACAGUCACCUCGAAGAAGACCCCUGCAAAACAACCUUCUGCCACCCCAGUCAACCCUCCCAACCUACCACAAACCACACACCAGCCCUCCCCCCUCCACCCCCUUGAACAAGACCUCCUCUACAAAUACCUCCUCGCCCGCUGCCAUCCUCCCACCCGCCUGCAAGCACAAGAUUACCCCACAACCCUGGGAGAUGAAGACUACCGGUCGACCCCACUACCUAACCCAGCCCAGCCCAAAUGCAGAGCCGUCGUGCUUACCGGCGACAUCAAUCCACAGACCAAGACCCUCACGCACCUAACUGCCACAGACUUUCUCUCCAACGAAGCCCUACUCCACCUCUCUAUUGGCCCGUCCGCAGAGCAAGCAGCGACCGAGCCAGGGACGGGGACAUGCAGCGAUAGGACCAGUGUAGCUGUGUCUGCCUACCGUGCGGCACGGGAUCUGCUCUGGAGCGUCAUUGACGCGCACACGAUCCUCGUGGGCCAUGACCUGCGCCAAAGUUUACGCGGAUUGCAGAUGGUGCAUGGGCGGGUGGUGGAUGCGGGGAUCCUGACGGCGGAGGCGGUGGUGCUGGGACGGUCGAUGGUGCCGUUGGAGAGGGUGUGGGGGCUGAGGGUGCUGUGCAGCGAGAUGCUGGGGUGGAGUGACGCCGACGCACCGGGGAAAAAGCGCGGGAAGGGGAGAAAGGGGAGGUGUGAGGGGUGGGAGGGCUGUGUUGGGGUGAGGGAGGUGGUGGUCUGGUGUUUGCGGAAUCCGGAGAUGUUGCGGGCGUGGGCGGAGGGGAAGGCAAGUAUUCCAGAGGGUGAGACCGAGAAUACGACUGGAACAGCGACGAAGAAGCAGAAGAACAAGAAGAAAAAGAAGAAGAAGAACAAGAACAAGAAGCGCAAGCAGAAACAGGCGCCCCGAUCUGUUACGCCAGAGGGUCUCGCGCCGUCUGACCCUGAAGAACCCAUCGAGGAAGACGAGGACGAAGACGAAGGACUCGAGAUCAUCCAGUGGACGGAUCUCGAGUGAUAGCCUAGCCCUAGCCACAUAAGACGGAGAAUCCAGACGUGCAUUCUGACUAGUA